AUGGCUGACGGUAUUCCGACUUUUAAACUUGUACUUGUUGGUGACGGUGGAACUGGCAAGACGACGUUCGUCAAGCGACAUUUAACGGGAGAAUUUGAGAAGAAAUAUGUGGCCACUUUGGGAGUCGAAGUGCAUCCGCUGCUUUUCCACACAAACCGAGGACAAAUUCGAUUCAACGUCUGGGACACUGCUGGACAGGAGAAAUUCGGUGGACUUCGCGAUGGCUACUACAUUCAAGGUCAAUGCGCCAUAGUGUUCUUUGACGUCACUGCUCGUGUCACCUACAAGAAUGUUCCAAAUUGGCAUCGGGAUCUUGUUCGAGUGUGCGAAAACAUUCCAAUUGUGCUCUGUGGAAACAAAGUCGAUGUGAAGGACCGAAAAGUCAAAGCCAAGACUAUCACUUUCCACCGAAAGAAGAAUCUUCAAUAUUACGACGUUUCGGCCAAAUCAAACUACAACUUCGAGAAGCCCUUCCUAUGGUUGGCCAGAAAGCUGCUUGGUGAUCCUUACCUUGAGUUCGUGGCCAUGCCUGCAUUGGCCCCACCAGAGGUACACAUGGACCCUGCUAUGGUUAAGCAAUACGAAGAUGAUCUCAAGGAGGCCGCCGACGCAGACCUGCCGGAUGACGACGACGAUCUU
Molecule: messenger RNA, 639 nt
Organism: Mesorhabditis belari
Lineage: Eukaryota; Metazoa; Nematoda; Chromadorea; Rhabditida; Rhabditidae
Source: the annotation of a GenBank genome assembly